Molecule: messenger RNA, 239 nt
Organism: Cylicostephanus goldi
Lineage: Eukaryota; Metazoa; Nematoda; Chromadorea; Rhabditida; Strongylidae
Source: the annotation of a GenBank genome assembly
AUGCGCGCUGAACCGGAGUCGAGAGAACUUUUAUCAAUAUGUUUGAAGAAGAUGAAACCUCAGCUCCUGAAGGUGCGUUUAACCGACGCAUGCUUUGUUUGGACGGAGGCACACUCGAAAAGAAUUAAAGUGAAGUUAACGAUCCAGAAGGAAGUCUUCAACAAUACGAUACUACAGCAGACCUUUGUCGUUGAAUUCACCAUCCAUAAUCAGGUAAUUAUCUUCAACAGUCUUUAGCA